GAUUGGCUGACCAACAAGCCAAGGGCGGAGGACAAGUCUUUCAUUUUCUCUUUCUACGUUUUCAACUUUUUCCUUUCUUGCUUUCUUCCCCAAUUUCACAUCUGGUACUAGUAGUACAUUAUAUUCUCCAUUGUAAACUUCAAUACUAGUUGUAAAAAAAGCCAAAAGGGUCUUCUCCAUCUAUCUCUCCAGCACUUAGACACCUCAUAUAUUUUGAAUCUUCCAAAACUCUUCUCCUUAAUUUCUUGCCUGCUAAGCUUUUUGCUUUUCUCUUUUUUUUUUUUAAUUAGAAAUUUUAAAAAUAUACUUCUAGUGCUACUAUUAUCAGAUCUCCGUAAGCCCAAUAGUAAACAAACUCUCUGCAAUGGCUGGCCGUUAUGAUCGGAACCCUUUUGACGAGGAAGAAGAAGUCAAUCCCUUUGCUGAUGGAGGGAAAUCUAAGUUUAGUGGAGGAGCAUUUUAUACAACAUCUGGCAGUGUCCCUGCAGCAACAAACUCAAGGCUUUCGCCUCUUCCACCUGAGCCUGCAGAUUUCUAUAACAGUACUGCCUCAAUUGAUAUUCCUCUGGAUAAUGCUGCAGAUUUGAAAAAGAAAGAGAAGGAGCUGCAAGCUAAGGAAGCUGAAUUGAGAAGGAGGGAACAGGAUGUAAAGCGGAAAGAAGAGGCUGCUGCCAGAGCUGGUAUUGUUCUUGAGGAGAAAAACUGGCCACCGUUCUUUCCAAUUAUCCAUCAUGACAUUGGAAAUGAUAUUCCAAUUCAUCUUCAGAGAAUGCAGUAUGUUGCAUUCACAACCUUUUUGGGACUUGUAGCAUGUCUUUUCUGGAACGUCAUAGCCGUUACCACAGCAUGGAUUAAAGAGGGAGACCCAAAAAUCUGGUUUCUUGCUAUUAUAUACUUCAUAUCAGGUGUCCCAGGAGCCUAUGUGUUGUGGUACAGGCCACUAUAUAAUGCCUUUAGGACUGAUAGUGCUAUGAAGUUUGGGUGGUUUUUCUUGUUUUACUUGCUUCACAUUAUCUUCGUCAUCUUUGCUGCGGUUGCUCCUCCAGUAGUUUUCAAAGGAAAAUCUCUAGCGGGUAUCCUGCCUGCUGUAGACCUUGUCGGCAAGCAGGUCUUAGUUGGGGUUUUCUACUUCAUUGGGUUUGGUCUGUUCUGUCUUGAAUCAGUUCUCAGCGUUUGGGUUAUUCAGCAAGUGUACAUGUAUUUCCGAGGCAGUGGCAAAGCUGCAGAGAUGAAGCGAGAGGCUGCUAGAGGAGCGUUGAGAUCUGCAGUGUAAUGCGUUCAACUGCUCAGCCGACUGGCAGUCAGGUGUUGGUUGGGGUUACCUUGCUUUUAUAGCUCUUGAGAGCAGUGGAUCUUACAUCUAGUUGAGUGUUCAUUUUUUGUUAUGUUAGUCAUAUUUGUUUGUUACAAAAACUACACUUAGAGAUUGAUCAUUGGACAUAUGACAAGGUAUACCAGAUCUGCUGUAUGCUUAAACUAUAGACUUUGCCCCUCUGUAAAUUUGUCGCUGAGAUUCAGUUUAUUCAAUUUUGUCUCAUUGAGCGCUUUGGGUA
Messenger RNA from Coffea eugenioides, 1553 nucleotides. RefSeq names its product secretory carrier-associated membrane protein 2. The record is from RefSeq and is a predicted model, not a curated record. Lineage: Eukaryota; Viridiplantae; Streptophyta; Magnoliopsida; Gentianales; Rubiaceae. Gene Ontology annotation, biological process: protein transport. Gene Ontology annotation, cellular component: recycling endosome membrane; trans-Golgi network membrane. Bases 365 to 1273 code for a protein of 302 amino acids. The transcript has 13 exons.